AUGCUAGAAGGACUCCCUUCCCUGAGCGAUUCUCUCUACCUUCUCAACGCCGUCAAAUUCCAUUCGUAUCAUAUGCUAUUUCUCUUUGAUGAGGAUGAAUUUGUGCCUCAUUUGCAUGAGCUUUACGAAAGGGGAAUUGAGAAAGCCAAGGAAAUACCUUUAGGGGGUCACAGGACACCUCCCGGAGCAGCAUUCUUCGAGCGCGCAAUGUCCCUCAUGCCAGAUUUUUUGGGAUUACAUCGCCAUCCUAAUCUAGGAAUGCAAGUCCUGUAUCUGACGGGAUUUUAUCUGAUAUCAGUGGAUAUGAAGGAUGGCGCAUAUGCUUACAUAGGUCAAGCUCUACGGAUGUGCAUUAUUGAGGGUCUGUAUCGAGACUCUCCUGAUGACUUCUUCGGGAUCAAGUUCGCAAACCAAUGCCGAAAUAUUUGGUGGACAAUGUACAUACUCGAGCGCCAGAUUUCGGCCAUGAUUGGGGCUCCCUGCUCUGUUCAAGAUGCUGAGGUUACGUGCUCUCUGCCUGUGGCCUACGAUAACUCGGAAAUGGCUCGCGUUCUGACCAUGCACGCUAAAUUCAUCUUGAACUCUGUUUAUACGGCGGACAUUCGACGACGACGGACCUUCAUAUCAACCGUGCAAUUGGUCAUCAGGGAUAUGGCGUAUAUUCUGCGGGACCUUGAUUAUCUCUUUACAAACACGGCACAUCCAUCUCUGCGUACAGUCUCAACUAUGUCGAGCCAUCUGUAUCUGAGGUACCAUCAGAAUGUUCUCCCUCCCCUCCCCGAAGUCUAUCAAAUUCUCUGUACCCUCUCGCGCUCAGAAUGCCGUCACUUCCUCAGCGUCCUCACAGCCGCCCUGAACCUCUUCUCAACAGAGGCCACAACCUCCCAGGAUGAAAAGCUCCUCCACCAACCCCUGCGCAGCGACAUCGUCAACAAAAACAAAGACACAACCCUGUUCAUGCCAUGCUCGGACACUAACAACACGGGCAUCAAAAUCAUCACACUGCCCGCGAAGCAGGGUACCGCAGGCGUGAACCUCGUCUUCUCGCCGACAGGACAAAUGCUCGGUCUUGUUGGCGCGUCGCAGAUUACUGCUUUCCGCACCGCAUUGGCAACGAUGUACCUAUUCGUACGGGUCUCUCAUAUCCCGAAACGACGGAUCAAGGUAAGACGAAAGAGAUUGGAUGAACUUGAGAAGGGUGUGCUGAGUGGGCUACGUCCGGUCAAUGAAAAUGUGGCGUUCCGACUUAUCGCGAAGGAAGACACCCCUGACUACGAAGGCGUGCUGCAAGAGGAGCUGGGCGCCUCCGAUGCGAUCUUCUGCUGCACCCCGUCCACAGAGCCCCUGUUCUCUUUCUCCGCGCUUAAGAAGUCUCCCAAAAGUCGGUUUAUUUCGCUGAUUGGGUCGUACAAACCGCAUAUGAUGGAGAUCGAUACGGAGACUCUACUGUCGGGAGGAGGUAAGGUAUUUGUGGAUACGAAGGAAGCGUGUCUGGAAGAGUCGGGAGAGCUGAUUGAUGCAAAUUUAACGGAGAAAGACCUGAUUGAGAUCGGAGAGCACCUGGGUAAUGGGGGAUCAGUUUAUCCUGAAGGAAAUGUCGUGUUGAAGUGUGUUGGCAUGGGAUUGAUGGACCUUGUUAGUAGUCGAUUGGCGCUAGAUCUGACAGGGAAGAAGGGCCUGGGACAGGAGGUUCACGGAUUCUAG
Aspergillus affinis is the source of this 1704-nucleotide messenger RNA. RefSeq lists its product as uncharacterized. The transcript is spliced from 6 exons. Gene Ontology annotation, biological process: DNA-templated transcription. Gene Ontology annotation, molecular function: zinc ion binding; DNA binding. The coding region runs from base 1 to 1704 and encodes 567 amino acids. Gene Ontology annotation, cellular component: cytoplasm. NCBI's taxonomy places the organism in Eukaryota, Fungi, Ascomycota, Eurotiomycetes, Eurotiales, Aspergillaceae. The record is from RefSeq and is a predicted model, not a curated record.